UGAGUGGCGUCCCCAUCAUAUUAAUCCACCAUGGCUAGAAUUCUCCCCAUUUUCCCUUCCAAGUUCAUCAUUUUCUCCCUUCUUUCUUUCUUGGCCAUAAUUCUCGUCACCGGAGAAAACCAUGGUUUUGUUAGAAACCUAGACCGGAGGCUCAUCGGGCAGAUCAAGAAGAAAGAAAAGCUGAGUCAUAUUCAUUUCUAUUGGCAUGACACUAUUACCGGCCGUAACCCUUCUGUCGCUCAAAUCGUGCCGCCGGUGUCCAACGCAUCGGCAACAGCCUUCGGAGCAAUAAACAUCAUCGACGACCCAUUGACCUUAGGGCCUAAGCUGAGCUCCAAGUUGAUCGGAAGGGCUCAAGGGUUUUACGCAUUGACGUCACAAGAAGAAGUUGGCCUAUUAAUGGCUAUGAACUUUGCGUUCAUCGAAGGCAAAUAUAACGGUAGCGUGAUUACGGUGCUAGGGAGGAAUCCCGUUUUCUCGAAGGUGAGAGAGAUGCCGGUGAUCGGAGGUAGUGGGCUUUUCCGGUUUGCUAGGGGUUAUGUUCAGCUUAGCACGAACAAGUUUAAUUCCAGCACCGGGGAUGCCAUAGUUGAAUAUAAUGUGUAUGUGUUGCAUUACUGAUAUGCUCCGAUCAUCAUGACCUUUGAAUAUCACUUGCUUUCAAUAAUGUUGGCCACCUUUGAUCCUCCGGCCGGCCAAAAACCACAUGAUUAUAUCAUUUUUGCCACCGCUCUAUCGAUCCUUCUACGGUCAAUUGUGUUAUCUAACAUCAAAAUAUAUUUGCAAGCUUUGCUUCUAA
Messenger RNA from Alnus glutinosa, 799 nucleotides. Its product is annotated as dirigent protein 19-like. NCBI's taxonomy places the organism in Eukaryota, Viridiplantae, Streptophyta, Magnoliopsida, Fagales, Betulaceae. The transcript has a single exon. The coding region runs from base 31 to 621 and encodes 196 amino acids. The record is from RefSeq and is a predicted model, not a curated record.